Messenger RNA from Symbiodinium natans, 1092 nucleotides. The record is from the annotation of a GenBank genome assembly. NCBI's taxonomy places the organism in Eukaryota, Dinophyceae, Suessiales, Symbiodiniaceae.
AUGGAACGUGUUCUGCAAGAGGUUGCCGACCUGGAAAACUUUGAGCACCGUUUUUCUGUGAACGAGCAGGCCAUCGAUGAGCUUGUCGAGGCCUUGCUUGAGGAGCCGGAGGUUCAGGCAAUACUGGUUCCUGACUUGGUGGAAGCAGAGGUAUACCGGUAUGCGCUCCAACGCAUCUUGUGCAUUGCACAGUUCAUGCUGUCGCAGUUGCAGAUUCGCCUUUUUGGGACCCAAGUUCGCCUGGGCCUCUUUGCAGACCAUUCUCAGGCACCAGGACUGGCAGAUAAGAAGGCAGAGGACGGACUGCCGCUCAUUGCUGUCCGAGAGAAAGAUGUGCAAUCUGUCCUCGCACGAAUAGAAGAUGAGCAGCAUCGCAUUGAGCGGGAGCUUGGACUCCGGCGCGGCAAUCUGCACUUGAGACGGAGCUCCUUGGAUGGCCCCUUACUCACACACGUGGAUCUAGACGAGCCGGAGGACGUGCACGAGUUCACUACGAUGGCUGCACAGGAUCGGUUGGCCCGCUGCCUGGCAAUUCAGCGAAAUGUCUCUGUGCCCAUCGAGACUGCGUUCCAGAUGGUUUCCGAUGUGAACGCAUAUCCCCAGUGGAUGCCGUUCUGCACCUCGGCCUUCGUGACCUCCAAAGAAGAGGCAGAAGGACCAAGUGCAUCAAGCAGCACAAAGUUUGCCACAAAGCUCAAGUGUGACGUAGGUUUCGGCCUUGACACUGGAACCGCCCUGGGUGCCGUGGGUGACACCAUCAAGUACCAGGUCAGCGUGCUUCCCCCCACAGGUGACAAAGCUGCAGUAUCACAGAUUUGUCACCAACAACCUGGCGAUGUUCGCCGUGUCGCCCGAGUGGUGGCUGAUACUUUGGAUGGCUUCCGCUACGGCAAACGGCUUAUCUAUGAUUGGAGGUUCAUCGAGGUUGCAAGGGGGCACACAGAUGUUCGACUGGACAUGUUUUUCCAAGCCCGGAACUUUUUCUUCCUACCAAUUUGGGACAGCAUGCAGGCCACCGUAACAUCAGUGAUGAUGCGCGAGUUUCAGAAACGAGCCGCUGGUUGCUCAGAGUCCCAGCGCCUGCUAUUUUGA